Messenger RNA from Gregarina niphandrodes, 675 nucleotides. Its product is annotated as preprotein translocase subunit Sec66. The coding region runs from base 1 to 675 and encodes 224 amino acids. Gene Ontology annotation, cellular component: Sec62/Sec63 complex. The transcript has 2 exons. The record is from RefSeq and is a predicted model, not a curated record. Lineage: Eukaryota; Apicomplexa; Conoidasida; Eugregarinorida; Gregarinidae. Gene Ontology annotation, biological process: post-translational protein targeting to membrane, translocation.
AUGCCACUUUCACUGCUGGUGGCGUUGCUGCUGUUCGUGGGGCUGUUGGUCUUCCUCGCGGUGAAGAUUGGCCGUGCAAUUCACGAACGGGAGACCGAGAGCGACCAGUUUCUACAAAGCCUAUCGAUGCCGAGGCCGGAGGGCGGUGCCAAGAAUGACUACGACGCAGAGCGCAAACGCGUGUUCGACGCUAACCGCGAAAAGAAGCGGUGGGAACUAGACCGACUGGAAGAAGAUUUGAAUGGGGACCCCUCCAAUGCCUGGCAUCGAGAACUGGAAGAUUCCGAUCGCACGGCCCUACGCAGCGCCCUCAUGAAACGCACCAUCUCCAACUUUCCUCUCAUUGCACGACUACCCCCUGAGCUUAACCAAAAGGCCCAGCUAUACCAGCGAGGACUACUCGCUGAAUCACAAUGGAGGUCGGUCCUCGCUCUCAGGGACUGGCUACAGGAAGAAUCUGUCCAAAUCAGACACGAAGCAGAAUGCUUGCAAGAAAAGUGGGGCUUCGAAGGUACUAUCUUUCAAGAAGCGGCUGGCUUCCACCAGCACUUGGCUCGCAAACAGAUGGAGAUGGCUCAGGAACAGCUCAGACAGCGCAGUGCUGCUGUGGCAGCCGGGAUUUCUGGCGCGGUCCCCAGGGUUGUCCCUGCGGCCUCCAGGGCGGGUGGGGCUUAA